CUAUAGGCCUACAAACUCAUCGGUGUUUAUUAGAUGUGUAUCAGGGCGUCUUUGAAAAUGUAUUUUAAACAGUUGUUUUCGGAAUAAUCUGGAUCCACUUAUACUUGAUAUAAUAUCUGGUGUAUUUUUGCCCCAUCCCUGUGUCCCAAACACACUGAGCUGUGACGUCACUGCUGGCGGUGGAGCAGCUGAGAGACACAUUAGCGCUUUCCUCAUGUGAAGUUCCUGCGAUAUGUUAAUUGAUCCUAUGAGUGGCAUCGUAUGGACUGCACCAAUAUUACUUUAACUCUGUUCAGCAAGUUGACAGUAAUACCGAAAAACACCGGGGCAGAAAAUGCUACGAAAGGAGACAUCUUGCUGCUACCAAGAGUUUAAUGAUGAGGAUUGUGCACGAGCAUCUGCAUCCUACCAGCACAAUGGAGAUGCUGCCCAGGAUCAAGAUGAAGCCAACUGUGAUAUCUUACCAGAUGUGGAUGUUAUGGACAGCAGUCCACACUCUACUGCCUUCAACAAAGCUUGUUUGAAAAAUGUCUUCACGGUCGUUCUUGUUCUCGUCUACCUUCUGCUGACAACAGUGGCCGUUUUUCUGGCCUACCAAACCAUUUCUGACUUCUUGGAGAAGCUCAAUCAUCCUGUAAUGUCUGUAUCAUUCAAAGAGGUUGAGGAGUUUGCUCCCCCAGGAAUUGCACUGUACCCAGGGAAAGCUCGGUUACUAAGCUGUCGACACCACUACCACGAUCAUAUUCCUCCUCGUUUAUUGGCAGGCCAGUUGGAGGCCAGUGACUGUGUAAUACAGGAAGUUAUUUAUACUGACCCAUAUACAAACCAUACAAAACAAGCCCUGGUGGUUGAAGGUCCAACAGAUGUCAGGAACCGAGAGCUCGUAUUUCUACAGUUCAGUCAGAACGAAACCGAAGAGGACUUCAGUGCCAUCAGUUACAUGCUGUUUGCCCAGUUCGGUGAUAUGGUUAAAAGCUCAAAUAAAGCUGAAUUCAUGAGGGACUGUGAAAAGAACUACUCAAUGUGGACUUUCUCUGGUGGCUUUCGUACCUGGGUCAAAAUGUCUUUGGUUCAGACAUCUGGGAAAAGAAAUGAAUCUGUCGAAUUCAGGCAAGAGUCCAGUGUGGUGAAGUACAAUGACAGGAGGUCUUCACAAGAGCAAACUGAUGAGCUUUUCUUUAUUGUGUUUCAAUGGCGAGAUCCAUUUAUACAACAAGUCAAAGAUAUUGUCACAGCAAACCCGUGGAACACCAUAGCCAUUCUGUGUGGGGUCUUGAUGGCUCUUUUUAAAGCUGCCAACUUUGCCAAGCUGAGCAUUAAGUGGAUCAUCAAAAUUCGCAAAAGACACUUAAGAGCAAAAAUUAGGGAAAUGAACCAAAUCAGCUGACUGACAAUUAAGAGUUGUCCAUUUUCCAACGUUCACUAUUCACUGUCAAUACUUUCAAUGUUCACCAAAAGGAUUUUAAUGUUAAAGAGAAUAUUUUAUUUUUAUAACUAAUUUCAACACAACAGUGAAUUAUUAUUUUUACUCAAUCAGUAUUUUAUUACUUGACAUCUCAGAAUGACUACUGACAUUACGUUGAAUAUUAAUACUAAUGUUCUUUGCACAAGGGCUGGAUGAGAGUAUAUCAAACUGGCUUUGACAAUGUACAGAAUCUUCUACAAUUCUUCUCCAGUCUUCUCUCAGAAACAUGAGUGCUAGAUGCUGCGUCAUCUUAUUUCAGUUCUCUAUGCAGCAAAUCCAACAUGGAUUUAGAACUUGAUCUCUCUAAGCAAAGAAUGCUUUGGGUGUGUAUUUUUUAUGUUUGACUGAUCACUGUUAUUUUUGACCAAAUCCAGUUGCAGCAUAAUUUGAAAUGUGCUCAGAGAACUGCUUGAUUUUAAACAAUCAUGUAUUAUGCAUUGUGUUUCUGUUAUGUCUGUUACUAUUUCUGUACCUUCGUGUGAUUUGUGUGACUGUCAGUUUUAAAACAGCAUACAUUCUUUGGCUGACAUGUUUUGACAAGUGUAUUGUAUUGUGAUUUCCAAUAUGUACUAGUUUAUUUUUGUCCUAUUUCUGUCCUGUUUGGUCAGUGACUGAAAGAGUACUUAUGUGAUUCCAUGCAAUUCCAUAAUGUUCAACAUAAUGUUGAAUUAACAGUUUGUUUAAAGACAGUAUAGAUUUGUGCACAUUCUUUCAUUCACCAGUAAGAAAGAGAAAGGAAGACUUAACACCAUUAGCUGGGCUUUAUGACUGUGCUUAAGUUUCCAUCUGAUUCAGAUUAUGAGUUCACAUACGGUUAUUAAAGCGAUUUCAUCAAA
Pangasianodon hypophthalmus (striped catfish) is the source of this 2301-nucleotide messenger RNA. RefSeq names its product proton activated chloride channel 1 (gene pacc1). NCBI's taxonomy places the organism in Eukaryota, Metazoa, Chordata, Actinopteri, Siluriformes, Pangasiidae. The record is from RefSeq and is a predicted model, not a curated record. The transcript is spliced from 9 exons. Bases 335 to 1387 code for a protein of 350 amino acids.